This is a messenger RNA of Manduca sexta (tobacco hornworm), 4073 nucleotides long. RefSeq names its product altered inheritance of mitochondria protein 44. Gene Ontology annotation, biological process: regulation of transcription by RNA polymerase II. The transcript is spliced from 4 exons. Lineage: Eukaryota; Metazoa; Arthropoda; Insecta; Lepidoptera; Sphingidae. Bases 2537 to 3556 code for a protein of 339 amino acids. Gene Ontology annotation, cellular component: nucleus; transcription regulator complex. The record is from RefSeq and is a predicted model, not a curated record.
UUUCGGAGGCCCAAUAGGCGCCGACUACGCAUAAACACGCAGGCGCCCGACCCGUCAGUCGUGUCCCAAUCCAGCAUAAACUAUGGCGAAUUCGUUCGACGAUCUGGACCACUCCGAUAUACACAAGAUUAUCGCCGAGAUGAAAUCAGAGCCGUGUCUGUACGACCCAAAAGCGCAGUACUACAAGAAUGCAAAGAAAAGGAAAGAGGCUUACGCAAGAAUAACUGCGAGAGUGAACGAAGGAGCCACUAAACAAUACACAGUGGAGGACAUUAUGGCGAGCGUGAAGAAUCUGCGGCAAAAAUACAGACAAUACAGGAUCCAACGCAUGAACAAGUUUUUGCUGUAUAAGGAAAUGCCCACAGCCCACAAGUGGUGGGUCAUGCUGCAUCGAUUUGUAAAGGAUGAAGACAAAAUCACUCAAAACGUAUUAACUGAUGCGUGCGAAAGUAAAAAAGAAACCCAACGGAGAUUUGACCACUCAGUUAAACUUUACAUGAAAGCAGAGAAGAGAUACAUGGCCGAUCUGUCUUCUGAUGAGGACACCACUGCAGAAGAAAACAGUGACGACAGCGACGGCGAAGCUCCGGCCGCGAAAAAAACCAAAGUGGAGAAGAACGGCUAAGACCGUAAACCGAAGUGUGCGUUGGUGCGUUGGUAUAAAAUCAGAGACUUUUUCAGCGUAUUAAACAGUACAUUAAAUAAUAAAUCAUUAAUUUGGCUAUAUUUUAUUAAAUAUACUAAAAUGUGAAUAUUUUUUUAUUUCCCUAAAAAUAACAGUUAGUGUUCUAUAUAUAUAAGGCUAUAAGGCUUUAAAAGGGUACCAUACUUUUAGAAAUAUGUAAAAAAGAUAGAACGAGAGACAGGUAGGUGACAAGUGUAGUUCGGAACACGCUCCAAAACCGUCUAUAUUAAGGCGAUUCUAAAUUCCACGAAAGGAGCAUAUUCCGAUCUAGGUAGUAAUUUGUUUAAAUUCGGAAAUUUUAAGAUAUUUUUUUAAACUAAGUUUGUUUCUUUAAUAGGUCACUUUGCUGUGUACGUAAAAAAAAAUCUCAUUGAAGAGCGAAGACGAACUCAAGGUAAGGUGAGACGCUCCCAUGCGAGAAACCGUCUGGUUACAUACAAACUUAUUUUUAAGAAUACUAUAGCUACUGUAGCUACUGAAGUACAAUUAUAAAAAUUAUUGUUGGUUAUUGAUUGGUUCGGUGACGGCUCACUUACGCUAUAAAUCGGUGUGGAGUUUCGCACGAGGGAAGAUAUUUUCUACACCACAAAUCUGGAUUUGAUUCUCCUCCUUGACAGAAAUAGACAAUUCGGUGUUACCUACCUAGGCAGACUCUUGUAUAACAGAGAGCCAGAUAACUUAGCAAACUAGAAUGGUGUCAAGUGUUUAAGUGUUACUCAAUAUAAUAAGUCAUUCCAUUUUUUUAUGACAUUGUGAGAAAAAUAUCACUAAACGAAUUCAAAAACUAUAUGUAUAUUGUUGCAUUUAUUUCUUUACUAGUGUCUUAACAAAGCCCUUUUUCCCACUGUUAUUGUUACUGUGGAGGGGCUCAGCUUUUCGCAAUUAUAUACGCCAUACGCUAUUUACAUAUAUUAUUAAGUUAGUCUUAGGCGUGAAUGAGCCGGUUCGACUGAGGUAUUAUUUAUUCUUUUCCAGCUUCUGGAAUUUUAAUGCUGAACAUAACCUCUCUGCCCCCAGUCCCCCUAGAGAUUUCAAUACCAACCUUUAGAAGCGUUUCGUCGUAUUAUGUGAUCAAAAGCGAUUGUAUCAUUACAACGGAUACAAAUUCCGAUCCCAGUCAACUAAAUAUUAUUUGUAAAUUUUAUCUGUCACAGAAUCGAACUCGCAUCCUCACAAUCAGCAUCUUCCAAACGCUAACGCUAAACCAACGAUGUAACUAUCAACCAUCAACGGACAAAAUUUACUAAACAAAACGGUACCCUGUUAUCAGAAUGUAAACAAGACUCAUAAUACUAUUUUUCGUAGAUACUUUAGCGAACGUUGUGUUACAGUGACCUUGAUUACAGGGACCCAAUCGGCGCCAUUUACGCAUAAACACGCAGGCGCCCGUGCCAUCAGUCGUGUCCCAAUACUUAUACCAUAAACCAACCAUAGUGGACCACGUAAUCGUACCGUGUUCAGUCUGUGUAUAUUCAGUUCAAACAGGCCGGCGUAAUUGUGACGACUGGCGAGAGAUAAUCAUCUCUCGUCGACACUUUAUCUAGACAGCACUCCGCUUACCAUUGGAUGCUGUGGGUCGAUUUGCCGCGCUGUUACAAAAAAAAAAUAACAAUUUAAACUGAGUGAGUCCUCUUCAAUCGGGAGCCCGGGAUUGCGCCCCACGUGCCCGUAGGGUAAAGACGGGACUGGGCGAGUGUUCUCUCGGUAGCGCCGUAGUGUCGCGCCCUUGACUUUGGGAGGCCACGCGGGCGGCACAUACCAGAGCUACGCACGCGUCCGAACCGUCGGUCGUGUCACGUAAAAUAAUCUCUAACUAGCGCAAAGUAAUUAAUCGACGUAUACCACGGCGCCAUGAGUGACAUGCUCAAGAUCAUCAACGAGAUGCGGAAGCAACCGUGCCUCUACGACUCCACCGAUAAAUUUCACAAUGACCAAAAGAAAAUUGAUGAAGCUUACAAAAAGAUAACUGCUGAGGUGAACAAAAGGGCCUCUAAAAAAUACACUGUCAAGACAUUGAGAGAAACCGUAGUAAAUUUGAUUAAGAAAUACCGAGUGGUCAGGAAGCGUCGCAUGAAAGGGUACUACGAGAACAGAGUGCUGCCCGAGCCUCCAAAGUGGUGGAUAAUGGUGCACUAUUUACAAUGGGACGAAAAAAUCACUAAACAUGUUGUAGAUAAUGCGUCCGUACAAGAAACAAAAAAGUUCGUCAAGCGCUACAUAAAUAAGGAAUCGUGCAAUUUGCAGGGAUUAAAGUUUGACGAUGGUCGUGAGAGAACCGAAAAAGACAUAAGGGAUAUGCUAGAAUCUGCUGAAAUAGAAAAGCACGCUGAGAGGGAUUUUAUGAUAGAAUGUUUAUCCGGGGAACCGUGCCUCAUUGAUCCGAAGCAUAAAUUCUACAAGAACAACAAAUACAAAGAAGCAGCGUACAAACGAAUAACCAACGAAAUGAACAAGGAGUUUUUAGAUGGAUACACGAUCGCUAAUGUUAAAUUAUUCAUCAAAGUGUUGAGAGAAGUCUACCGAGAAAUUAGACAUAAGAGAUUUUGUCGGUAUUUGGAAAACAGAACAAUGUCUUUAAAACACAGGCCAUGGUGGGGGGAGCUUCACAGCAUAUUAGCGGAUGAAACUGAGGACUUUUUAAAAGACGACGACGACGGAACGUUUGCAGGUUACAUAGAAAAAGAAAAGAAAGUGUUAAUAGAUGAUGAUGACGAUACUGAAUUUGAAGACAGUUCUGAAUGUGAUUCGUCUGAUGACUGUGGAAGUGAAGAAGAAGAAGAAGAUGAUGAUGAUGAUGAUGAUGAUGAAGAAGAAGAAGAUGGUGAAGAUGAUGAUGAUGAUGAUGAAGAAGAUGAUGAUGAUGAUGAAUAAGAUCCUGUUUGUGACUCUGAUUAACACAAUAAGCAUAUGCAUAUUAAUUAGAAAAUAUGAGGUACAUGAACUGUUGAACUUUUGCUGUUGGAAAUGUUUGUUCUAAUUUGUGUUUCGAUUGCUGUAAUUUAAACAAGGGCCAGACGUCGAAACUGCGGUUUCCGCUCAAUAAUAUAUUAUCAGAGGGACAUAUCACCAACACUAGACUGUAUAUAUUAAAACUUUUUACAGUUGCUUUUGAGACUGUCCGUGAACCGUAAACCUGAUUUGAGUAAUUGAUUUGCCAUUAUUGUUUUUGGCUCGUCAGCUAGAGGCCUCAAAUAUAAUAUAACAGCAAGCAAUUUACUUCAAUGCCUUUGUAAUAAACAGAAUAAUGUGGCUACGACAACAAAGCAAGGCGCUAAAACAUUUUAUAGUAAUUCGUACAAUUUUUGUACUUAUUUUGUUAUAUUAUUAGAAACUGUGCCAUGAUUUUACGUGUUCCUUUCAAAAAUGCUAAUAAACGAGUUCACAAAUA